AUGUUGUAUACACCACGUCUGGUGAAUGGCCGGCCUGUGGCUCUAACAUGGCCCAUGACAUUCUAUCGUCGCUUCAACAUCAUCUGUUGGCCUCUGGAGGAUAAUGCCGUCUGGUGGACCCACAUCUUUACGACAGUCAUCUAUAUGGUGUCCUUUCUCAUAUUUGUCAUGCACAACGAUGCUGAGGUCCGGUAUCUGCGUGUGAAUUUUCAUAAUCUCGAUGAUAUGUUGACUGGGAUACCGACCUAUUUUGUACUGAUCGAAAUCCACAUUCGGGCCUUUACGUCGGCCUUCGAGAAGAAGAGUUUCAAAUGGAUGUUGAGGAAGUUCUAUGCGGAGAUUUUUAUUGAGGAAUCCCUUAGACCAGACAUUCAUGCCGGAAAUUUACGCAGCUAUUAUCCUGUGCUGGCAUUUUCAAUUCUCUACCUGUGUGCCCUGCUAAGCUACAUAGUCUUCACCAUCUAUGGUCUGGCGGUGGGUGAGAAACCCCUACCCUAUAAAAUGAUACCGCCAUUCGACUACAACAGCUGGUAUAUUUAUACCCCUUUGGUCCUGAGUAGUCUAUGGGUGGGGUUUAUUGUGGCCUCCACCAUUGUGGGGGAAUCCUAUGCCCUGACUAUGUUUGUGCACAAUCUCGAUGGUCGUUAUCAGAUGAUGGGAGAACGCCUAAAUAUGGGUGUUGAAAACAUUUUGAAAUUUUCAUCAAACGAUUCAGAGGCAAUUGAAAAAUUCCAUAGAAUUCUGAUAGCUACGCUGAAGGAAAACAUCCGUUUGAAUAAAUUUGCCCAAGAAAUUCAGAGAGAAUUUUCAUUUCGUAUUUUUAUAAUUUUCUCAUUUUUGGCGGCAACGCUUUGCGUUCUGGUCUUCAAGGUUUAUACGAGUCCUGUCAACAGCAUACCCUAUGUGUUCUGGACCAUUGGAAAAGUGCAAGAGACCAUUGCAUUUGGACAAAUUGGAACGACAAUUAUAAGCAGAACAGACGCCCUCAGUUCAAUGUACUAUGAAUCGAAAUGGGAAGCAGUUAUCCAACACUCGUCGAAUGCCAAGGCCAAUGUCUCUUUUUUUGUGCUUUGCAGAUACUUCAAGGUGCUAGCUCAUAUUUUACAUUUCUCAUAUCGUUACGUUGAAGAUGAUAGCAUGGAUUAG
Musca domestica (house fly) is the source of this 1146-nucleotide messenger RNA. Its product is annotated as odorant receptor 74a-like. The coding region runs from base 1 to 1146 and encodes 381 amino acids. The transcript is spliced from 4 exons. NCBI's taxonomy places the organism in Eukaryota, Metazoa, Arthropoda, Insecta, Diptera, Muscidae. The record is from RefSeq and is a predicted model, not a curated record.